Astyanax mexicanus (Mexican tetra) is the source of this 1140-nucleotide messenger RNA. It is a transcript of the gene cldn10l2, whose product is annotated as claudin-10. The transcript has 5 exons. Gene Ontology annotation, cellular component: bicellular tight junction; plasma membrane. Lineage: Eukaryota; Metazoa; Chordata; Actinopteri; Characiformes; Acestrorhamphidae. The record is from RefSeq and is a predicted model, not a curated record. Gene Ontology annotation, molecular function: structural molecule activity. Bases 122 to 931 code for a protein of 269 amino acids. Gene Ontology annotation, biological process: bicellular tight junction assembly; cell adhesion.
UCAUACACACACACAUACUAAACAAGCUAUGUCAUCCCCGGUCUGAACCUGCCAAACUAGAGAAACAGAGGCAGAUCACUGGAAAAUAGAGAAGAACGUCAAGACCAGAGCCGAUUCCACCAUGAAAAAAACUGUCAUUCAAGUGUUGGGGUUCUUGAUCUCCACCCUCGGUUGGUUCACGGUGUGUUGUACACUAGCCAUGGAUAAGUGGAGGAUUACCUACAUAGGUGGACAGGGAGGUGCAUGGAUAAUCAAGGCAGCAUGGUACUAUUCCAACCUCUGGAAAGAUUGCUACACUGACACCAGCUCCGUUGACAACUGCAGGGAUUAUGAUGUUAUGUGGGUCAUAAACCCCACAAAUACAGCAGAACGAGGAUUUAUCCAGACUGUUCGAGGACUGCUUCUCUUCGGAAUGGUAGUGGGCUUUUUUGCAGCCAUAUUUUGCUUUGUUGGGAUGGAUUGUACAUACAUUGGCGGAAGCGAGAGAACCAACGAUAUAAUUUUAUUAACUGGAGCCCUUUUUCAUUUUAUUGGAGGUGUUGCUGGUGCCGCUGCUUACUGCUUUUUUACAAUCAAGUUAGGAAGAGCAAACUUUGUGCGCUUGUCUGCCAGAGGCUUUUUAAGGUAUCAAAUAGGGCCUCCGAUAUACCUUGGUUUUGCUGGCAGCUUUUGCAUAAUUGUAGGCUCUAUUUUGUAUGCUGUGACUGUAUACAGAAUCAUCAUACCCAAGAGAGAGGUGGACCCAUCAAAACCAAGAAAGCCCAUGUCCACAAAGACCUACAUUCCAGUGGCCAAAACCAGGACACUAAACAAUGGAGGCCGUACACCAUCAGUUCAGUCCAAACUCUCCAGACCAAUAAGCCAGUCAAGCAGCCAAGUGUCCAGGAUUUCCCGGAUUACAGAGAUGUCUGUCAGAGAUGCUUUUGUAUGAACAAUUUAUCCUUCGAUUUCUAUCUGCAGAACUGUAAAUAAUAGAGUAGUACUGUCGUCUGUUGACUCUGUAAUCACACUGUCAAAUGAACUUCAUCACACUUUGUUUGUUUACAGAGUCAUGGUGUUCAAUGACUUAUUGUUUAUAACAUUUUUGCUUUUGGGUCAAUAUCUGAAACUGUCUGUAUUUAUAAAAUAAGAUUAACAUUC